UAUAUGAAAUUGAAGAAGUCAGAUCAAGAACAAUGCACUUGAGCGAGAACGAAGGGAUAGAAGACAAGACCUUCGUGGUCACUGGUGGACUCGGAUUCGUAGGAUCCGCUCUAUGCUUAGAACUUAUCCGAAGAGGUGCUGCUGAGGUACGAGCCUUCGAUCUCCGCACCUCUUCUCCUUGGUCUCAUGUUCUGAAUGACAAGGGCGUCCGUUGCAUCCAAGGGGAUGUUGUGCGGAAAGAAGAUGUUGAAAGGGCACUUCGUGGUGCCGAUUGUGUGUUCCAUCUUGCAGCGUAUGGAAUGUCAGGGAAAGAGAUGCUUCAAUUUGGUCGUGUUGAUGAAGUUAACAUAAAUGGGACUUGUCAUGUUCUUGACGCUUGCCUUGACCUUGGCAUCCAAAGGCUUGUCUAUUGUAGCACUUAUAAUGUUGUCUUUGGCGGUCAACGGAUCAUUAACGGAAAUGAGACUUUGCCUUAUUUCCCAAUUGAUAACCAUGUCGAUCCUUAUGGUCGCAGUAAAUCCAUUGCUGAACAGUUUGUUCUCAAGAAUAAUAACCGCCCUUUCAAGAGCAAAAGCGAGAAUCGUCUUUACACUUGCGCUGUUCGUCCAGCUGCAAUCUAUGGACCAGGUGAAGACAGGCACCUUCCAAGGAUCAUAACCACGGCAAGGUUGGGUUUGCUUCUGUUCAGAAUUGGGGACCAAACUGUGAAGUCAGAUUGGGUUUUUGUGGAUAACCUUGUCCUUGCUCUUAUAUUGGCAAGUAUGGGACUUUUGGAUCACAAUCCUGGCAAGGGAAAACAACCUAUAGCUGCUGGCCAGGCAUACUUUAUAUGUGAUGGUUCUCCGGUUAAUACUUUUGAGUUCCUCCAACCUCUGCUCAGGAGUUUGGAUUCUGAAGUACCAAAGACUUCCUUAUCUGUCGAUCACGCUCUUAUUCUUGGGAGGAUUUGCUGGGGUGUAUAUACAAUCUUAUAUCCAUGGCUCAAUCGGUGGUGGCUCCCUCAGCCAUUCAUCCUUCCCUCUGAAGUACACAAGGUGGGGGUGACCCAUUAUUUUUCUUAUCUUAAAGCCAAAGAGGAAAUUGGUUAUGUCCCUGUGGUGACCCCGCGAGAGGGGAUGGCCGCAACCAUAUCUUACUGGCAAGAGAGGAAAAGGAAAACUCUGGAUGGGCCUACAAUCUACCCGUGGCUGUUUUCUAUCAUUGGGAUGAUCUCACUGUUUUGUGCUGCUUUUUUGCCUGACAUUGGGAUUGUGUUCCUUCUCAGAGCAAUUUCUCUGUUCAUCUUUCGGUCAAUGUGGAUGACAAGGAUGGUGUUUUGUCUAGCUACACUUGCACAUAUCUUUGAGGCCGUUUAUGCUUGGUUCCUGGCUAAAAGGGUUGAUCCUGCGAAUGCAAGAGGCUGGUUUUGGCAAACUUUUCUUCUUGGUUAUUUUUCGUUGCGUUUUCUGUUGAAAAGAGCAAGGAAAUGACUUGUACAAUAGUUACAUUUUGGGGAAUGAAUUCUCUUGCUUUUGAUUGCAUGAUAAAAUGGAAACCACCUGUAUAUUUGAAUAACUACUCGCUAAGGUAAAGUUAUCGAUAACAAAAGAUUUUUAUUGCAGAAAUAAAGACUGG
Messenger RNA from Gastrolobium bilobum, 1614 nucleotides. RefSeq lists its product as uncharacterized. Gene Ontology annotation, molecular function: 3-beta-hydroxy-Delta5-steroid dehydrogenase (NAD+) activity. Lineage: Eukaryota; Viridiplantae; Streptophyta; Magnoliopsida; Fabales; Fabaceae. The record is from RefSeq and is a predicted model, not a curated record. Bases 33 to 1469 code for a protein of 478 amino acids. The transcript is spliced from 5 exons. Gene Ontology annotation, biological process: steroid biosynthetic process.